AGGCUUGGGGGACCAUAUGGGAUGCCGGAUAUCAAACACAAGUUGGCUACAUACAAGGUUCCAGUUUCUAUCUGUGUUAACCCAAAUGGCUUUGCUACGAAAAAUUAACCACGUGCUGCUGUUUCUCCUGGUUCUGACCCUGUGUGGGAUUCUGUAUAAGAAAGGUCAUAAAGGUGCUGUGCACAAGAAGGAUGCAGAUGAUUCUGCCCCUCCAGAGGAAACAGAGGAGGAGAUUCCUGUGGUAAUCUGUGCAGCUGCAGGAAGAAUGGGAGCUACCAUGGCUGCCAUCAACAGCAUCUACAGCAACACCGAUGCCAACAUUUUGUUUUAUGUAGUUGGACUCCGGAAUACACUGUCUCGGAUACGAAAAUGGAUCGAACAUUCUAAACUGAGGGAGAUCAACUUCAAAAUCGUGGAAUUCAACCCGAUGGUCCUGAAAGGGAAGAUGAGACCGGACACCGCGAGGCCAGAGCUGGUGCAGCCGCUAAACUUUGUGCGAUUUUAUCUUCCUCUGCUCAUCCACCAACACGAGAAAGUCAUCUAUUUGGACGAUGAUAUCAUUGUUCAAGGUGAUAUCCAAGAACUGUAUGACACCACAUUGGCCAACGGCCACGCAGCUGCUUUCUCAGAUGACUGUGAUUUGCCUUCAGCUCAGGACAUAAACAAACUGGUGGGACUGCAGAAUACAUAUAUGGGCUACCUGGACUACAGGAAGAAAGCCAUCAAAGACCUUGGCAUCAGCCCUGGCACCUGCUCUUUCAAUCCCGGGGUGAUGGUUGCCAACAUGACAGAGUGGAAACAACAGCGCAUCACCAAACAGCUGGAGAUGUGGAUGCACAAAAACGUGGAAGAAAAUAUCUACAGCAGCUCCCUGGGAGGCGGGGUGGCCACGUCCCCAAUGCUGAUCGUGUUCCAUGACAAACACUCCACAAUCAACCCCCUCUGGCACAUACGGCACCUGGGCUGGAAUCCAGAUACCAGAUAUUCAGAACACUUUCUGCAGGAAGCGAAGUUACUCCACUGGAACGGGAGACACAAGCCUUGGGACUUUCCGGGCAUUCACAACGACUUAUGGGAAAGCUGGUUUGUUCCUGACCCUGCAGGUCUCUUUAAACUCCAUCACCACAGCAGCUGACAGCCAGUUUCCAACAUGCUCUCUAAGACACUGAGUGGUCUGUGGCACCUGAUGGAGUGGCUCUGUGAGCGUCACAUGACACAUGUAACGAAUCCUGUGCAGAACCACAUGGA
This is a messenger RNA of Suncus etruscus (white-toothed pygmy shrew), 1248 nucleotides long. RefSeq names its product glycosyltransferase 8 domain containing 2 (gene GLT8D2). Gene Ontology annotation, cellular component: Golgi apparatus. The coding region runs from base 17 to 1135 and encodes 372 amino acids. Gene Ontology annotation, molecular function: glycosyltransferase activity. The record is from RefSeq and is a predicted model, not a curated record. The transcript has 10 exons. Lineage: Eukaryota; Metazoa; Chordata; Mammalia; Eulipotyphla; Soricidae.